Molecule: messenger RNA, 8437 nt
Organism: Venturia canescens
Lineage: Eukaryota; Metazoa; Arthropoda; Insecta; Hymenoptera; Ichneumonidae
Product: calcineurin-binding protein cabin-1-like
Exons: 10
Coding region: 251-8131 (2626 amino acids)
Biological process (GO): chromatin organization
Cellular component (GO): nucleus
Molecular function (GO): nucleosome binding; protein binding
Source: RefSeq, a predicted model, not a curated record
CUUAACGCGAUGAAUUGAUGAUCGCAGUCAUCGCAGUGUUCUACGCGUGGUUCUACGAAUGUAAAAUAAUCUAGAUAUUCCGAGAAGAAUUAAAUCUAGAUAAUUUACCGGAAAAUGGCGUCAAAGUAGCGGCGGCAAACAGCUGUUUCUAUUCUGUUUUGAGUGGUUUUUGUGUAUAUUGUCGAAAAUGGAAUAUAUUUUGUAUACGAAAUGAAAAAGCCGCGGGAUCGAUGAAAUAUUUAGUUUAAAAAUGAUGAAAAUAUCGGCUCUGAACGAGGCACCUCAGCCCCGGCCUGAGAACGAUGAUGAAGAUGCUCAAACUAUCACGAAAGAAGCCCAGGAACAAAUUGCUCUCACGGAGUAUAACAGAGCACUGGAACUGAUGAAAGCGAAUAAAGUGCAGGAUGCUUUGUUGAUUUUCAAAGAUCUUUUGGAUACAGAAUUGUUGGAUCAGGUGGAAAAAUCGGAGAUACCAGAUGGAAAAUCUCGUCCUAUGUUAUCACUGAAAUACUCAUGUUUCAAGAAUAUCGGAGCGAUAGAGGCGUCUUUGGAAAAUUAUGAAGAAGCGAUAGAGAAUUAUUGGGAAGCGGCAAAUCUUGAUGACACCGAUGUGAGCCUGUGGUACAGAAUCGGAUGUUUAGCUAUGACGAUUUCUAAUCUCGAAUUAGCUUGUUCAGCGUUCAAGCAGGGUUUGAAAUGUAAUCCAAAUCAUUGGCCUUGCUUAGACAACAUAAUAUCCGUUCUUUACGCUGUGCCUGACUACAUGAACUGUUUGCUCUUUAUAUCGAUGGCUUUGGAACGAGAUCCCUCAUACGUCAAGGGUUUAGCUUUCAGAGAAAAAAUAUUCAAGGACAUUCCGUACUUUGAAGAAAGUUAUAAAAUGUACAAUGUCGAAUGGGCUCUGGAUCCUCCGAUGGACAGCGAAUACGAUAAAAUAUUAGGUGAAAAAUUGAUCCACGAGGCAAAAGAGAUUGCUGAUAAAUGGGCUGAGUCUUGUAAAUCCGAAUUCAUUCAUAAGCCUCUGCCUGUUUUACAUUUGAACAAACCUCUUGUCAAAUCGACAUGGCUCGAUUUGGGUGAUAGUUUAAUUACGAUGCACAAAUGGAUGAGCGAUAAUUGCUGCAAUUUCGUAAGUCGAGUUGUCCUCGAGUUUCAAAAACCGAUCGAGGACGAAUCUCGUGUUUCCUCGACAGAAGACAACAACGUUGAAGAGUCUGAAGAUUAUGCAGAGGCAGAGAUUUCCGAAUCUGGCAGCGUCAACCGAAAGCUCGACAUCGAUCAUUUAGAAAAUGAUGUCAAAAUGGAAACUGAUAUCGAAGAAAUGGAUGUGACGGAAAAUUCGGAUGAUCAGCGUGUACCGAACGCUGAUUUCGAUACAGAAAUACGAUUGGAGCUUGAAGAAGACGUCAAAUCAAGCUCGAGCGAUAUCCAGAUAAUCGAAGACGAGGAUCCUUUCAAAAUUCCGAACAUCGAGAUUCCGCGAUCUGAAAAAAAUAUCGAUGACCAGCGUGAAAAGAGCCACGAAGAUCCUCUCGAUUAUCCGGAAGCCAUGAUCGUGGCCGAAGACGAGGAAGCUGUCAAAUCCCCGAUCGAAAAAAUCUCCAACGAGAUAAGCAACUGCGAAAAAUCGAAUGAGGAAAAUGCCGAUAAAUCGAAUCAAGGCAGUACAGACAAGAGUAUAGAAAAGUUGAACGAAAAAUCCAACGAACGUACUGAAGCCAAGGAAGAGGGUCAAAAGGUGAAGAAACGCCGGAGGAGCUCGUUGUGUUUUUUACAACAAUGGGCAUGGAGCAGCAGCAGUAUGAGAAGAUCAGCGAGAGUCCGUGGCUCGAGUAGGCGAGAAGCCGAGAGGGACGAUGUCCAAUUGGAGGAAACUCUGAGACGGAUGUUUCCCAGCACUUUGUUACCGGACGGUAUUAAAUUAACGAAAGAAGAUCCUUUCAAGAACAUCGACGAUUCGAUGGACACGAUGGACGUUUAUCAGUUGUUUGCGAAUCGUGAGAAAAACGGAGCUUUGAGAGAAGGAAGUAAAAGUACAGAGAGUUCGAAACCCUCGAGUCCGGAGGUAGCAGACUUGCCACAGUAUUUCGGGACCGAGGCAGAAAACGCGGACGUUGAAGAAUUCAUUAACGAGCACAGUGGUAAGAGUAACUUGAUGAUAAUCAUUGCUAAAUAUACUGAAUUUUUAAGCAUAAAAUGGAACCACGAUUGGCCGAAGGAGAUGGGAACGAUUUAUCUACAGGCUUACUCGUACACGCGAGAACACAUCCCGCAUCAUUCGCCUUUUGGUUUCGACGAGGACAACGGUAUACUCAAAUACGAUGCCGAAAUGACUCUUCUCUUCGGCGAGCUCCAUACCGAUCGUUGGAUGGACGCGAAACCCGAUACAGUGCCCACGUCGAGGCUCGACAAAGUCGGAACGGGCAUGCCAUCCGAAGAGCUCGGUCACAUAAUAUUCGCGAGUGUUCGCGACGAUUUAUUCAGCGAGGAAAACAUGACGUAUCUCUUGAGAGUCCUUUGGCUAAAGGCCAAUAUAUUUCAUUGUCAGGGAGAUACGGACAUCGUGAUCGAGACGCUGGAAUCGUUGCUGUGUCACAUGGACGAGUUUAAGAAACACCAGACUUUUUUGCCUUCUGUAAGGUUACCGAACUGCAAAUAUAAUUCUCGCAUAAAUAUACCAAUUAUCGAGAAAAUGUUGACUGCCAUACGUCGGGGACAGAGGCUCGCGGAAGUGCAACGUUUGUACGACGAGAAAAAGUACGCUGAGCUCGCAGCGACGCUCCAGGACACAUUCAAAUUUGCCAAACAGCAACAAAAGCUUGUGCCGCAUAUAAAAGUAACGACCGAACGUAUCGAUCAGCUGUCAAUGCUGCUCGACAGCCUGUGGAGGCUCGAGCAGUACGAGGAAUGUUACGUAUGGUCGGAAGCUUGUCUCAACGAAUCCUGGCAGAAUUAUCUCAACGUGAACGACGAUGGGGAACAAAAAAAGUGGGCAACGAGCGUGCUCAAGUGUCUCGAGAAACUCGAGUCUUGUGUCAACGAAGUCAGCACUUUUGUCGUCAGAUAUUUACCCGAGAAUCGUCUCGCUCGUCUCGUACAAAAUCUCGUACAAAUGGUUUGUCAUCAAUUGGACGUUACGGAAAACGCUGUUGAGAUGCCACUAGAAACUGUGCUGCCCUGGAUCUUGUUACACUACGUAUUGCAAUACGAAGAAGACAAAGGUCGAGCCAAAUCACCGUCCCAAAAGACUAAGGAACAAAAUUCCGACGAGGAGUACGAGGACGAGGACAUACCCACGUCGAUCAUGAUUCUUCUGACAGCUCACGAGUUUCUCGGUCGCCAUUCAUGGUGUUGCAUCGACGGGGCUAAACUAUUGAUAUUUACGAUGAAACUCGUUAUUCCAAGACUUCGUACGCCACAGUUUGCCUCCGUUCGUGACAAACUCAGUAAACACAUCGAACAAAUAUUUUACUGUCUCUACGGACACCCGAACAAAGACAAGAGAACUAAACCCAAAUAUCUCGAGGAUCAUCGAGUACCGCAAAUCGAACUCACCUGGGAAGGUGCUCAAUUACUUUUCGAUUUUUAUAGACCCGAUCAAUUGCCCGAAUUCGACACACCCCGCGCAGCUUCCAUCAACGCCGAAACCCAUAGUCUCUUCAAAAAAGUUAUUUCUCUCGUACCCGAGGAACAUGAUCCCAGUCAAAAGAUCGAUGAAGUCACCGCUUAUAUCGUCGGUGAAAGAGACCUUAUGCCGACCGUCAAAAAACCCUUGCCCUAUCAAGUCUCCUCGAUUUAUGCACUUCUCGGAGAUUAUCUAUUCAAAUAUAACCAGUACGCCAAUUCUGUUUCCUACUUUCUCAUGGACCUCUGUCUCCAUCCCGAAGCCUUCAACUCUUGGGCUACUCUUGCCAUGGUAAUGGGAACUGAAUUUGGGACUGCUCUGACCAGCUGCAAACCGUUACCUGACACGAAGAAACUACUUUUCGAUGCGAAAAUGGUUCAGUUCUGUUACCAGCGUGCGGUAGAAUUGGUACCAGCUCAGAGUGUGAUCUGGAUCGAGUACGGAACAUUCGCAUACACGGUGCACUCUUUUUGUUCGCGUUUGUUGAAACAAGAAACGGAUACUCUUAGUAUGGAGAGAUUUGCUGAAUUGGAAUCACGAAAAGAAACGACUCUCGAUAUUGCUGUGAACUGUUUCAUUUCGGCGAAUCGCGUUUUUUUAUCGAACAUCGAUGACAAUACUCACGUUCACGAUGAACGGUGGUUGUAUCACUAUAUGCUCGCGAAAAUAGCUGAAAAGAAGAACGAAGAUCCCCCGGUUUUUCUCGACCAUUAUGCAAAGGCUAGCAAUUGGCUUCGGAAGAACAACGCCCAAUAUCCUCCUCGUAUACCGCACAAAAAUCCGAGUUAUUUCUCGGUGGAGGCCCUCGAAGUGCAUUACAGAAUACACGCUUGCAUUUUGAAGUAUUUGGAGCAGCACGAAGGGAAACCGUUGAAAAAAUCUUUGGGACAAGUUUUCAUGGAUCAUCUGUUGGAAUGCGCGAGCGGUCCUUUCAUGCAGCACGAGUCGAAGCUUAGUAGAACCAAGAGACCCGGUAGCAACGGUUAUCCAGAAGUUUCUCCAAGCGAGAACGUCGCCACGGAGUUGCCGAAGAGUCGAGCAAACCAGGAGAAACGUUUGAACAGUGUCGAGGAGAUUCCCGGGCCUGAGAAACCGGAUACACUUGGUAAAUCGUCGAAAAACGAGUUGCGAAAACGUCACACGGAUACGCAGCAAGAAGAUAAUGGAAAAAGAAUAAAAUUGGGCAGCGUAUCGCACUUGCAACUGAUGCAGGACGUGGUCGGUCUGAUUGACGAUUUGAUUACGAAGGUUUGUGAUAUUGCAGCCACUCGAGAGAGCUCCGGCGAUGAAAUAAUCAUUUUGUCAAGCGACGAAAAUGAAUUAGUACAGAAAAUCACGAUGAAGGAAGAAGUGAAAAGGAAAGAAGCUGAUAAAAUUUCAAACAACGAUCGAAUAAGUAGUAGCGUCGAAAAAAAGUUACAGGGUCUUAAUAGUCCUUUAAGAAAAACUGAAAACGUUCAGGAUCUCAUGGACGAACUCAUGAAACGAACUAUGGAACUAGGCAACGAAGGUCAAAUUUCCCCGCCUGACGACGAAGACACGAGAAAAUCCGAUGGCAAGUGGCUCAUAAACGACGAAGUUCAAACAAGCGAAGGAAGAUUCCUCACCAACAAAGAACGAGAAAAAGACUCGAAGGAGAAAAACAGCGAUAGGAAAAAAACACAAAUCAAUUUGGUUAAGGACGAAGGGACACUCAGUCGCAGAGGCUCUCAAGAAAGCACUACGACCACUCAGACUACAACGACCACCACAGAAACUAACAAUUCGAGUUCCAGUAGCAGUGAUGAAUCAAGCAGCAGCGAAGACAGCUCUGAGAGCGAUAGCUCCAGUUCCAGCGACAGCGAAUCUGCUGAGAGUGAGACCGAGAAGAAAAAGCCUAUUCCUGAAUUGGGAGAAAAGGAAGAGUAUCUAACCGAUGCCGAAGUUGGGAAAUUAAUCGGUUACUGCCUCGCCGGACUAGAACAAUGCGUACUUCGUUUUCCCGAACACUACAAAUCGGUCUACCGAAUUUGCCACUAUUAUUUCAACAACAAAACUGCCAAGGACAAUGCUAAAUGUCGCGAUCUCUUUCUUGGCACUUACAAGUGCCAAUACUACACGGAACGCACCGUUCAAGGAUUAUUCGCUGAUCGGAAAAAUAAUAAUUUCUUCAACGGCGUAUGGAGAAACCCCAUCGAAGAAAUUGAUCGCCCCGGAAGUUUCGCCUCACACAUGUCUCGUUGCAUAACUCUCCUGAUGCAAAUACUCAAAGAAACCGAUGACAGUUUGAUGCUGUUGGAUCUUUACGGACAAUUGCGCAGGCUACCCGAUCCUGACAAAAAAUAUCUGAGGGACUCCGAACGCGAACAACUGUCCCGACAAGCUUUAACACUUUGCAUCCAAUCGCUUCGGACUCGUAUACAAAACAUGUCUCCUCCACCUCCAGUCGUCGACAACCUGCAAAUGUAUCGUUCCGAUCCACGGAAACAGGUUUUACUUGAUGUUUACAAAAUUUAUCGGGAGAUACAAAAGAUUUAUGCACCGAAGGAUUCUACGAUUCAGGCGUUCGCAGCACUUCUUAUCGACUCUUAUAAAGCCUACACGGGAAUUAAGAACGCCGAAGGAAACGUAAUAGAAGUUGCUCUGAAGUAUUGUCAACAAAUGACAAACGCGAGCAAAAUGGCCGAGUCAAAUCCAAUCUCAAUGACCGGCGUUGGUGCAAUACCUACGACUUCAUCGAGUCCGAUCGCGACGUCGCAGCCGCUGAGUUUGCCGACUUCACCUCAAACUCAUCAGACCCGAAAACCCUACAAGAGUUCAACGGCAACGGGACGUCCUCGGGGCCGUCCCCCGAACGUGAACAAAUAUUUACAAGCGAUGCAACAGAGUGCUGGAAUGACGGGCCAGUUCAACACGAAAGGGUCUUUCGGAAAUUAUUUGGGAGUCAGUGCAAACAACGCUCUUAUGAAUGCAUAUUUUAUGAAUCCUUUGAUGGAUCCAACUAUGUUAUCGGCAGUACUCGCAGCUGGAAUGGGUGGUCCGAUUGAUCCAUUAGCGGCAGUUAAUUAUUUCAAUCAAAUGGGAAAUUACCAAGACAUAUUGAGGCAGUAUCAGAACAAUUUGUCAUCAAUAACAAAUUUAGCCGCCGGUUUUGGCAACAUGGCGACCAGCCUACCGAGUACAAUGACGAAUACAGUGCCAACUAUGAGUUCGGUCACGAGUUCGACGGGAGGAUCAACGUCGUCCGGAAAUCUCGGUAAUUUAGGCGGCAUGGGAAAUCUUUCGAGUUUGACAGUCCAACAAUUGUUAAAUUUGAGCAACAAUUCGAACGCUGCGAGUUCGAGAGCAGCCCCUAUGUACCAUCAAGCUGGUUCGAAGGCUCCAACGACCACGUCGACGACCAAGGAAGUUCCCAGCGUCUCGAUAACCCCGGUCGGCUCCAACAUGCAGCAACAGCAGUUGAUGAAAACGAAAAUGCCGAAGCACUCGUCUUCCUCGUCAUCCCACAACGAACCGAUGCCAGCGCACAUGACAAAAGCCAUGCCCAUACCUCAAGCAACGACAAAAACCUCGACACAUCCGCCUACCACGCAAGUUUCCCUGUUGAAACCGUCGGUUGUUGCGCAAACCAAAAUUCCGCCCCCCAAACAAAUGUCCGCGCCGCAGAUAAGAGUUUCGAAGUCACUCACCGAGCCUCAACCCGCCCACAACUCGUCUCAUCCUUCCCUGACCGCCGGAAAUUCGUCCGUCUCCACAGGAAACGUUCUACAAGCUGCUCACUCAUCCGUUCUUCAAGGUCCCAACGCCAUGAGCAUGAAACCCACGAGCUCAAAUAUGGGAAUGCCAAAUUCUCGAAACCCCACACUCACCAGCGGUACAUCCCUGCAGCACAAGCUCCUCUCCAAGAAAAUGGCUCAACAAGCACAACCUCCGAUGCCCAUGAAGCCACAAAGUAUGCCGAAAAAACAAAAAACAUCGAAGAGCAGUAUUUCUCAGUUGCCGAAUAACCUUCAGAGCCUCUUAAACACCAUGUCCGGAGUUGGGACACACGCGAUGGGUCAACCAGCCUUUUUGCCUCAAGAAUUAAGCGGCAUAUCCGUCAGCCCUGUCGGCCCGUCCGUCGCGAAACCUCCUCCACCUCCGAAACAUCCUCCCUAUCGUAAAGUAACGAGCAAACCGAAAACAACAAGCAUGGAAAUGCCCGGGUCGAUUCAGCCCUCGUUACCAGCCGCCAAUACCGCUGAGACUCUCUCAAUGCUCUCGCAGCUUCAACAACAAUCUCAUCUUGAAAUAAUACCUCAACAAAAAAGUCAUGCUAAACCGAGCCAAGUGGAUUAUUCGAAAAAUUUGCCGCUCUCCCUGAGCAUCGUACCGCCUCAGAAAUUAGUCGAAAAUGUCCGACCGACCAGCUCCGAGUGUAUGUCCGUUUACGAAUUGCCCAGGACUAAAACCAACGCCAAUCUGUCCAAAACAAAAGAGUCCAAACACGCGAAAGACAGCGUCGAAAUUAUUACCCUCGAUGAUUAAGGGGACGUUUUAUCUUUACUGAAAAACAUUCUCACUACCCGGACGUGCUACGAUUUUUCAAACGAUUGAAUGAAACAGAAUACAAUUUUGUGAUAUGAAAAGAAAACUCCGAGAGACGCUUCAGCGAUAAGUUAAUCAUAGUAGUUUAGCCUUUUAUGGUUGUAAAAUAUUCCGAUGGGAGAGAUUGAGAUAGAGUUGUGGCAUUUUUGCUCGUGAAACAACCGAGACUGAACCUUAUCUUACGAAGUAAUUUAAUUACUCAAUAAUUUUUUUCACACGAGCAAAUAAACCAUAUUGUUCACUAAA